AUGUCUACAACAACUACCACAACCAACCAGCCUAUCACGGCCGAAUCUAUGCUUCGUCUCUUCCCGGACAUUGAUACUAGCUCAGCGCCUCUCUCCGGUCACGAUGAGGAGCAGAUUCGUCUUAUGGACGAGGUUUGCAUUGUCCUGGACGAGGACGACAAGCCCAUUGGCACAGCCAGCAAGAAGAUUUGCCAUCUCAUGACCAACAUUGACAAGGGCCUCCUUCACCGUGCCUUCUCCGUCUUCCUAUUUAACGACAAGAACGAGCUCCUCCUCCAGCAGCGCGCCACCGAGAAGAUCACCUUCCCCGACAUGUGGACCAACACUUGCUGCUCUCACCCUCUUCACAUCCCUACCGAGACUGGUUCUACUCUCGAGGACUCUAUCGCGGGUGUCAAGCGAGCUGCCCAGCGCAAGCUUGAGCAUGAAUUGGGUAUCAAGAAGGAGCAGGUCCCCUUCGAGGACUUCCACUUCCUGACCCGUAUUCACUAUAAGGCUCCCAGUGACGGAAUGUGGGGUGAGCAUGAGAUUGACUACAUUCUUUUCAUUAAGGCCAACGUCGACCUUGACAUCAACAAGAACGAGGUCCGAGAUACCCAAUACGUUACUCCCGAGAGCCUCAAGCAACAAUUCGACGAUCCCAGCCUGGUUUUCACUCCUUGGUUCAAACUCAUCUGCAACUCUAUGCUCUUUGAGUGGUGGCAGAACCUCGAUUCUGGUCUCGACAAGUACUUGAACGAACAGGAGAUCCGACGCAUGUAA
Fusarium pseudograminearum CS3096 is the source of this 762-nucleotide messenger RNA. RefSeq lists its product as uncharacterized. The coding region runs from base 1 to 762 and encodes 253 amino acids. Gene Ontology annotation, cellular component: cytoplasm. Lineage: Eukaryota; Fungi; Ascomycota; Sordariomycetes; Hypocreales; Nectriaceae. Gene Ontology annotation, biological process: isopentenyl diphosphate biosynthetic process; isoprenoid biosynthetic process. The record is from RefSeq and is a predicted model, not a curated record. The transcript is spliced from 3 exons. Gene Ontology annotation, molecular function: isopentenyl-diphosphate delta-isomerase activity.